This is a messenger RNA of Tyto alba (common barn owl), 1669 nucleotides long. It is a transcript of the gene TMEM178A, whose product is annotated as transmembrane protein 178A. The record is from RefSeq and is a predicted model, not a curated record. Gene Ontology annotation, cellular component: endoplasmic reticulum membrane. Gene Ontology annotation, biological process: negative regulation of osteoclast differentiation; regulation of cytosolic calcium ion concentration. NCBI's taxonomy places the organism in Eukaryota, Metazoa, Chordata, Aves, Strigiformes, Tytonidae.
AUGGCGCCACUGGCGCUCAGCACCCGCCCCUGCUACCGCACCCACCCCUGUUACCGCACCCGCCCCUGCUACCGCACCGACCCCUGCUACCGCACCGACCCCUGCUACCGCACCGACCCCUGCUACCGCACCCGCCCCUGUUACCGCACCCACCCCUGCUGCCGCACCCGCCCCUGCUACCGCACCCGCCCCUGUUACCGCACCCACCCCUGCUGCCGCACCCGCCCCUGCUACCGCACCCGCCCCUGCUACCGCACCCGCCCCUGUUACCGCACCCGCCCCUGCUGCCGCACCCGCCCCUGCUACCGCACCGACGCUGGCGGCACCGGCAGCGCUUGCGAGGCCGCCCUCGCCGCUUCCCGCCGCCGCCCCCCGGGCCGCGCCCGGCCGCUCCUCGCCGGGCACGCAGGGCUGUGGCGGACUUGCAGCUACGUGGGCAUCGACUCCCGCCUCGACAGCCUCAUCUGCAGGGGCAUCUCUCAAAGAUGCACUGCUAUGAAGUACCUCUUUUCCCAGCUGGUAUGCUUGUGCAGUGUCCCUUUCAACCUGAUGAAGAUGAUUCACCAGGACAAAUGGCAUCUUCUCUACUUGAGAGGGAUCAUGGCUGGAUUCUUGGGCAUGGCUGCAGCUGUUCUCCACAGGUGUAUCGUGGCAGCAGUCAGCUUCUUUUGGGAGGAAAGCCUCAAUCAGCACGUGGCAGGUCUGCUGCUCCUGACAACAGGUAACUAUUUUGCACUAUGUCUCUGCACUUAUGCAGCCAGCAUAUCAUCUUUCAUAUUCAUCUAUAAUCUUCCUGAUGAUGUAAAACAUGGAUACAGCUGCUCUGUAUUUUGCGCUUAGUGCAGCCUGGGAUUUACAACAGCAACUGGAUGUCUUUGCACAGCUUACCCAUUUGUUAGCAGGGGCAACAUUACGCAGCUGAUGUCUACCAGGGACACGUCCAUAUGACUGUCCACCUGCCACCAACACCCUUCAACAAUGACUGAAUGGUAUUUUUCGAGACUUACUCAAAGAAGCAGAAGUGAAAGGAAAACUGAAGUCAGGAUUCCAAGCACAGAAGUCUGAUUCUUCAGAAUCUGACCAUCUUGUUUUACCAUUUCAGCAAGCUGUUCUCCCAUGCUGCUGAACAGAGAGAUUUGGAAAGGAGACAGCUCUCAGACAGAUCUCAGGAUCACAUGCUUCAGUUCAGCAUGCCAAGUACAUGCAGAGGGAUAUAUUUGCACUGGAAGGUAAAAGGGGGAGGAAAGUUGCUGUAAGAGUUUAGGGCUAUUUAUUUUUUUCAAGGAUCUGUACAUAAAGAAAUCAAGGAAAAGUCACUGCUGCCAAAUGAAUCCUAGACAGAAUUAUACCCCCUCCCCCAGAGCAUCAUCUGUAGUGUUUUACUUCAUCGCCUUCUGCACCUGACCCUAAAGGAAGGCUUUGGUGGCCCUCUGCUCCCAAAAUUCCAAACCAGAGCUUUUCUCUUUUAAAUUAGCACGUACCUGUGUUCUUUGUGUAUCCUCUGUACAUGAAGUUCCUGUGUAAUUUGUAAAUAACCAAGAUUUCCAUUCUGAGCACCUGAGCUGCACUGUGAGAAGGAUUAAAUUAUUCCUGUUACAUUCCUGGAUGAGCUCUUGGCAUUUGCCAAGCUACAGUAUCUGUAAUAAAAUAUCUGUCUCUGUCAAAAGCA